Messenger RNA from Lipotes vexillifer (Yangtze River dolphin), 1182 nucleotides. RefSeq names its product calcium binding protein, spermatid associated 1 (gene CABS1). Gene Ontology annotation, molecular function: calcium ion binding. NCBI's taxonomy places the organism in Eukaryota, Metazoa, Chordata, Mammalia, Artiodactyla, Lipotidae. Gene Ontology annotation, cellular component: mitochondrial inner membrane; motile cilium. Gene Ontology annotation, biological process: spermatogenesis. The record is from RefSeq and is a predicted model, not a curated record.
AUGGUGCCACUUUGUCCCUUGGCUGAGGAUGGUUUGCCGAAAAUUUAUUCUCAUCCUCCAACAGAAAACACUAAGAUAACAACUGAAGCAACCAUUUUCUUUGGAGCUAACAACACUAUUCUUAAAUCAGAAACAACUAUUACUUCAGAAGGAGACCACAUUACUUGAGUAAAUGACUAUGUGCUAGAAAGUGAUUUUUCAACAAAUACAGGCAACAAGCUUACAGCUACAAAGGAAAGACUAAAAUUAGAAGAUGAAGUUGAAUCCCAUCUGGAGAAAGAAGUUGCCACUCUGACAGACACUAAAAAUCCAAUGACUAAUGAGUCUAUUACUGAAAACUUCAUGCCCAUGAAAACUGGUAAUAUAUCAUCACCAGCUGCUGUUUUCUUAAUAGAUUUUUACACUGACAUGGCAGAAGAUAUUCUCUUGGAUACCAUUGACCCAGGGUAUGAAGAUGUCUCACUAAUUCCUGAAGUCUCUAGCACACUAAAGGAAAGCACAGCCAGCAUUGCUGAUACCCCUAUCUUUCCAGCUACAAUGGGUGAACCUGAUAUUAACAAUUAUAGUUCCACAGUUAAGUUCAAUGUCACUGCUGAUGAGGAUGUCGAUAUCACUGACUCCUCUAUCCCUGAGGCUGAAAUUGCUCCAGCUACUGAAAAAAAUUUCACCACUAUUCCAGACGUAAUCACCAUUACAGAAGAGAAAGUAACUGAAAUUGACCUAAUUCUUCCUGAAAAUGACCCCAAUGCUGUGCCUAAACUAACUGAUUCUGAUGAGGAAAAGUUCAUCACUGUGUUUGAACUCACUAUCACUGUUGAAAGAGACAAAGAUAACUCAGAAGAUAUUCUGCUAACUGAUGAAGAGUCUACAGGUGGAGUCAGUGUUUGGAUGGAGAGAGAUAUGACAAAUGAAGCAGAGAGCCAUCCUGUUUUGCUUACUGCUUUUGAAUCCAGAUAUGACUUCUUUGUCCCUGCAUCAGUAGCUACGAACUGCAUGGAAGAUUCACCUACUAUGACAAAAGAUUUGUCUGAAAAUGAUAGAAUGGAAUCUGUAACAAAGGACACUGAAGCACUGUCAGGAAAACCUGAUUUAGAUACCCUAAACCAUAAGGAAGGCACUUUCAUAACUGAAAUGGGUGUCUUUAAACUACUGAAAGAAGAACCAUAUGAGUUCCUGAUUUAA